This is a messenger RNA of Erigeron canadensis, 1001 nucleotides long. Its product is annotated as multiple myeloma tumor-associated protein 2 homolog. The transcript has 4 exons. The record is from RefSeq and is a predicted model, not a curated record. NCBI's taxonomy places the organism in Eukaryota, Viridiplantae, Streptophyta, Magnoliopsida, Asterales, Asteraceae. Bases 139 to 828 code for a protein of 229 amino acids.
CAACCAUUAUUGUACCCAAAUAGGCAAAUACGACCCAAAUCCACAAGUAAAAACACGAUCGAAUAAUCCAGUUCCUUAUAAAUUUAAUCAAAUCAAUUUGUAUAUUAAAAUCGAAAUUUAUUACAUUUAGGUUACAGUAUGUAUCAUCCAUCCAGAGGUGGUGUUCGUGGCGGUCGAGAUCAGUUUAGCUGGGAUGAUGUGAAGGUUGAUAAAUAUCGAGAAAACUAUCUUGGUCACAGUCUCAAGGCUCCUGUAGGGAGAUGGCAGAAAGGGAAAGAUUUACACUGGUAUGCCAGGGAUAAAAAAUCCAAUGAGGCAGACAUGAAGGCUGCCAAAGAAGAGAUAAGGAGGAUCAAGGAGGAAGAGGAACAGGCUAUGAGGGAGGCCCUAGGUUUAGCUCCUAAGCGUGCUGCGAAACCGCAAGGUAAUAGGCUUGAUAAACACGAGUUUUCUGAACUUGUGAAACGAGGCUCGACUGCAGAAGACUUGGGAGCAGGACAUGCUGAAGCGGCUCACGUUCAGGGUCUCGGUUUUGCCAAGGCACCUAAAGCAGCAUGGGAAGAGUCGACUUCUCUCCCUCCCGCUAUAACAACUGAGGUGUCUAAAGUUACAAAUGUGUCUGCAGCAACAUCUGCACGAGAUGUCAAGGACGAUUCGGAAGAUGAAAGCAGGCGGAAGAAAAGGAGGCGAGAAGAGAAGAAACAUGAGAAGCAUGAGAGAAGAGAAGAGAGGAAACAUGAACGUAGAGAAAAGAGGCAUGCUCGUGAUUCAGAUGACAAGAGGAGCCAAAAAAGAGACAAGAGUAAGAGACGACAUGAUUCUGAUUGAUAUUUUGCAUUGAAGUGUGCAUUACGUUGACCAUCCAUGUCUUCAUAUGUAUAUUAGCAAAUUGCUUUGUUGUCUGUAAGACUAGAUCUUAAAGGUCGAAGUGUAUUUUUAUAUUCUUAUGCUUAAAAUUCUUCUGAUCUAUUUGCCUAAAUAUUAAAAUUGAAUUUGUACUC